AUGACGGGUGAUAAGAAUUUGCAAAAGAAAAAGUCCAAGAUAAAGACCUAUGUCAGUGAAUGGCCGUCCACAAAUCCGUCGUCCUGUUCACGCUCCGUGCCUGCAAAAACCAACGAGAACCUGCAACAACUUGUAACACCGCACUUGGACUCGUUCAACUUCUUCCUCACUGAAGGUCUGGAUUUGGCUGUUGCUGAUAUUUGCAAAGUACCUGUGGAGCUGCCGAAUCAACAUCGCAUGGAUCUAUGGAUUGAAAAUGCACAGAUUGGCUACCCUACAACAGAGAAUCAAAUUACUGGCGAGCAAAAGCUUCUGCCCAGUGAAUGUCGUCAGCGAGGUGUCUCCUAUACAGCACCACUGGUCGUGACAUUGGCGCGAUCCUUUGGUGGUUCACACAACGUUGAGCGUCUUCAGCGUGUAGUGGGUGAGAUUCCAAUCAUGGUGCGCUCAAAACGCUGCCAUUUGAAUGGCAUGACGCCAUCUGAGCUCGUAAAAGCUCGAGAAGAAGCCAAUGAGAUGGGCGGCUACUUUAUCUGUAACGGCAAUGAACGUUGCGUCCGUCUACUGCAGAUGCCACGUCGUCACCAUAUCAUGGCAGUGCGUCGUGGUGCUUUUGCCAAUCGUGGCGACUUGUACACGGAACUGGCAGUUUUCAUGAAGUGUGUUAAGCGCGACCAGGCUGCUGUGACGGUCACUGUGCACUACUUGCAGGAUGGUAACGCUACUGUGCGUUUUGGAGUCAAGAAACAGGAAUUUAUGAUCCCGGUAGGUCUCGUGCUGAAGGCACUGUACCCACUUACGGACCGUGAAAUAUAUGAACGUGUGUUGCGUGGAGAUCAUGAGAAUACGUACCUAUCUGCACGUGUAGAGCUGAUCUUGCGCGAAGCUAAGAAGUUCUCGCUGUAUUCGCGUGAUGAAGCGCUCGCGUAUCUGGGAAAACACUUUCGUUUUGCGAUGCCGUAUGUAUACGACAACGUAAGCAAUGUAGAAGUUGGCAGCAAACUUCUCGACGAAUUCCUGUUUGUGCACAUCCCGAAGGGCGAGAAGGGACGCACACAGAAGGUGGAGCUGUUGUGUCUGAUGCUGCGUAAGCUGUACGCAUUUGCGAAAGGUGACAUUCCUGAGGACAACUCGGAUUCUGUCAUGAACCACGAACUGUUGCUUCCUGGGCACCUAUAUUUGAUGAUCAUGAAGGAAAAGCUACAGGAAUCGCUCGUGGCAAUGCGUGCAAACAUUUUGAAAGAGACGCAAAAUAAAAAGAAGAGCGUCGUAAUGGACCAGGUCUUUCUGCGCAAAAUGUGGGAUCGUACUCCCAACAUUGGUAAUGCAAUGACCUAUUUCCUUAACACAGGCAACCUGCGCUCAACUAGUGGUCUCGAUCUGCUGCAGAUUGCGGGCUACACGAUCGUCGCUGAGAAGUUGAACUACUACCGUUACUUUUCGCAUUUCCGCUCCGUGCAUCGUGGUCAGUUUUUCACGGAAAUGAAGACGACAGCUGUGCGGAAGCUGCUGCCCGACUCCUGGGGUUUCCUUUGCCCCGUGCACACCCCAGAUGGAUCUCCGUGUGGUCUAUUGAACCAUUUGGCGGUAGAGUGUCAACUUGUGUGUCACCCAGCGUUCAAGGCAGAUGAUUUUCUUCAGCAGGAAGUCAAUUUGUCCCGCUUCUUGGCAAGUCUUGGAAUGAUCUCCACCUCAGGUUAUGCUGAUGGUGCUUUGAUCGUGCCAUACUCCUACCUGCCUGUGAUGAUGAACGGUAAGGUAGUAGGUGGUGCACCUGCGGAGGUUUGCACGCGUAUCGCAAGUAUUUUGCGCAAGAUUAAGUCAGCAGAGAGCUCUGACGAACGAGAUGCUAAUGGCAUUGUACCAAACCUUGAGGUGUGUCUUAUUCUGCCUACUCGUGGUGGACCCUUUCCAGGAUUGUUCUUGUCGGCCGACGCUGCACGUAUGUCGCGUCCAGUGAUGCAGAUGGACACCAAACGCAUCGAGUACAUUGGGCCCAUGGAGCAAGUGUUUAUGGACAUCGCGUGCACUAAGGAUGACGUCCGGCCAGCUACGACUCAUAUGGAGAUCAAACCUACAAACAUGCUGUCCCUUGUGGCGUCCCUGACUCCGUUCUCUGACUAUAACCAGUCUCCUCGUAACAUGUACCAGUGCCAGAUGGCAAAGCAGACCAUGGGUACGCCUGCCCACUCAAUUGUGUACCGUUCGGACAAUAAGAUGUACCGUAUCCAGUCCCCUCAGGUUCCUAUCGUACAGAAUGAACGAUUGCGUAAGUACCAGCUAGAUGAGUAUCCCUUGGGCACCAACGCUGUGGUGGCCGUGAUUUCAUACACUGGUUUCGAUAUGGAGGAUGCUAUGAUAUUAAACAAGUCUUCAUACGAGCGUGGUUUUGCUCACGCGUCAGUAUAUAAACAGCUGACUGUAGAUAUUGGCUCCAGCGGCAAGCAGGGCAGUGCGACGUCAAAGAAGUACUUCUCCAACAUCAAGGCCGAUGGCAGCGGUGAAUUCUGCUCCACGAAGCUAGACCGCGAUGGCUUCCCGCAUAUUGGCCAGGUCGUGAAUUACGGCGACCCAAUUUCUAGCUGGAUUGAUGAGACUACCGGGCUACCUUCAUUCCAAAAGCAUAAAGAGAGUGAACCGGCAAUCAUUGAGCAGGUCAAUAUGAUUGGUAGCUCAUCUCAGGCGUCCGAAUUUACCAAGGCUAGCAUAAAGUUGCGAUUCUGCCGUAAUCCGACGAUCGGUGACAAGUUUUCGUCGCGCCACGGACAGAAGGGUGUCAUGAGUAUUCUGUGGCCUCAGGCCGAUAUGCCGUUUUCGGAGUCUGGUAUGUCCCCGGAUAUUAUCAUAAACCCGCACGCUUUUCCAUCUCGUAUGACCAUCGGUAUGCUUAUCGAGUCCAUGGCCGCCAAGACGGGUGCUUUGAAGGGCAAGUACAUGGACUCGACACCAUUCCAGUUUAGUGAAAAAGACCGCGUGAUCAACUAUUUUGGAUCGCAGCUGAAGGAGCACGGCUACAACUACAUGGGCAGCGAGCCGCUGUACUCGGGUAUUUCCGGUACAGUUAUGCAGGCGGACAUCUACAUUGGUGUUGUGUAUUAUCAGCGUUUGCGCCACAUGGUUAGCGACAAAAGUCAGGUGCGCGCUACGGGUCCGAUGAACUCGCUCACUCGCCAGCCAGUGAAGGGCCGUAAAAAGGGUGGAGGUAUCCGUUUUGGAGAGAUGGAGCGCGAUUCGAUGCUUGCGCACGGUUGUGCUUUCCUGCUGCAGGAUCGUCUAAUGAACUGUUCCGACAAGCACAUUGCCACCGUGUGCACCAACUGUGGCAGUCUGUUGUCGAACGCCACACAACGCUCGACGGUCGAGACUGCCGGUCAGGGAGAGAUCGCUAUCGCCAUGAAGUCCAAGACCCAAUGGUACUGUACAGUUUGCCAAACGGGCGAAAGUUGCCAGCCCGUCGCCAUGCCUUAUGUCUUCCGGUACCUAGCCAACGAGUUGGCCGCAAUGAACAUCAAGAUGUCUCUUACUUUGAAGGGAUGCUAA
This is a messenger RNA of Peronospora farinosa, 3540 nucleotides long. The record is from the annotation of a GenBank genome assembly. NCBI's taxonomy places the organism in Eukaryota, Oomycota, Peronosporomycetes, Peronosporales, Peronosporaceae.